AUGACUGUGUUUCCUUCUGGGAACUGCUCUUCUCCGUACAAGCUGCAGCACACGAGCCAGCCCCUGGGCGCUGACACCCUGCUUUUCCUCAUUCUAUCUGGAAAAACCCUAUUAAACGUUCUCAUUCUGGGAAUGAGAAGGAAGAAGACCCGUGAGCAUUUCAUGGGACAUUUCUGCCUUUCCCUGGCACUCCUUGACCUUUUCCUUCUGAUAAGCGUUGCCAUCAUCUCCCUUUUCAGGGAUUUUGUGCUUUUAGGCAUCAGGUUUACCAGAUACCACAUCUGCCUGUUAACUCAAAUCAUAUCCUUUACAUACGGCUUUCUGCACUAUCCUGUCUGCCUGAUAGCGUGUAUUGAUUAUUACCUGACUUUCUCCAAAACCACCAAACUUCCCUUUCGAAGUCAAAGAUGCCUUUAUCUCCUGACGAUAAUUGUGAUGUGGACGUCGGUGCUGGCCUAUGUCUUGGGAGACCCAGCCGUCUCCUCGAGCCGGGGCGCACAGAGCGCCUCCCCGCAGCAGUGCCCCUUCUACGUCAGCUCGCAGGGCGCCUGGCUGGCCUGCUCCGUGCUCUUGGUCUUAGGGAUGGCGUUCAUCGCCUCCUGGUCAGACGUCGUGGCCAUGAUCCGCGCUGUGAGGGUAACGUCCUAUAGGAACGAGGUGGUCCUCUACCUUCCCCGUCCACCCCAUUCGACUUGUACCACGAGCUCGAGGAAAGCACUCCUGCCCCAGGUCCUCGUCUGCUUCCUGGGUACCUGGUCGCCCUUUGUGCUUCUUCAGAUCAGCAUCCUUCUAUUUCGAGUCCAGAUUCCGGCGUACAUUGAGAUGAACAUUCCCUGGCUGUACUUUGUCAACAGCUUCCUCAUUGCUGCGUGCUAUUGGUUGAACUGUCACAAGCUGACUUUAAAUGACAUCACAGCGCCUGUGGAUCCGUUUGUAAGCUGGAAAUGCUGCUUCAUCCCACUCACCAUUCAUAAUCUCGAGAAAACGGAGAAGCCCAUGUCGAUAAUAAUUUGUUAA
Molecule: messenger RNA, 1017 nt
Organism: Elephantulus edwardii (Cape elephant shrew)
Lineage: Eukaryota; Metazoa; Chordata; Mammalia; Macroscelidea; Macroscelididae
Gene: GPR160
Product: G protein-coupled receptor 160
Exons: 1
Coding region: 1-1017 (338 amino acids)
Cellular component (GO): plasma membrane; signaling receptor complex
Source: RefSeq, a predicted model, not a curated record